AUGCUCGCACAUAUCUCCAUGCAUUGGCCCCGUUUCUCAUGCAGCCCGAGCCAAAGAUUCCGUCGGGGGGCAACGGGUCUUAGCUUUGGCGCUAGAACCACGGCAGAAGCCUUCGAAGUUGGAUCAAUUAGCGUGGCCGGGGGUCUUCGAGUCGAUUGGAUCCCUUCCGGUGGGGAAGCCACUGGGCCAAAAGUGAUUCCAAUAAAGGUCGCUUGUUCCUGGCCAGCCGCCCCGCCGGUAAUAUCGUUGAACACCUGCUGGAACAAAAAUUGGGACAAGCUAGUACAGAGACAGGCGGCGAAGACCCUCUUCCCCGACACGGAGCCAGGAACUAGUCGCUCAUUUGAGAAUAAGAUUGACUCCGACGGUGAGAACCCUGAGACUGAGGCGCUGUCGCAAGGCAGAGACUGCCCGAGAUGCCGAUCCCGUCCCGGGCUUGCACGAUAA
Molecule: messenger RNA, 447 nt
Organism: Penicillium oxalicum
Lineage: Eukaryota; Fungi; Ascomycota; Eurotiomycetes; Eurotiales; Aspergillaceae
Exons: 1
Coding region: 1-447 (148 amino acids)
Source: RefSeq, a predicted model, not a curated record